This is a messenger RNA of Funneliformis mosseae, 438 nucleotides long. NCBI's taxonomy places the organism in Eukaryota, Fungi, Glomeromycota, Glomeromycetes, Glomerales, Glomeraceae. The record is from the annotation of a GenBank genome assembly.
AUGGGUCUUUUAAUGAUGUCUGAUAAACUUCCUGCCAAUGUUAAAGAAUGGACUCCAGCUCACAUUAAAAAAUAUCUCAAGAGACAUAUGAAUAAUUCAAGUUAUAAUGAAGAUGACAUUGAAAAAAUCGAAAAACAGAAUACCGGUGGAAAAGCUUUUCUCAGAUUAACCAUACAAAUGCUUACUAAUGAAAAUGGUCCAUUCAAAAUUAAGUUUGGGAACGCAACCGAUAUUAUGGAGUUAGUAGAAAAACUAAAAGAAAAACAAGCAGAAGAGCAAUCUACGUCUGUUGAAGUUGUAACUGCCUCUGAAUUCAAUAAAUUUUGUGAUAACUAUCGAAAAACAUUAAAAGAGAAUAAUACAAUUAUUAAUAACAUAUUAAGUGAGAUUAAAAGAUUAUAUAGAGAAGAAUAUAAUCCUAACUUAUUGGGUCUAUAA